Molecule: messenger RNA, 798 nt
Organism: Toxorhynchites rutilus septentrionalis
Lineage: Eukaryota; Metazoa; Arthropoda; Insecta; Diptera; Culicidae
Exons: 4
Coding region: 138-692 (184 amino acids)
Source: RefSeq, a predicted model, not a curated record
GGGUCGGCUGGGCGCGUAAACUUGAGCUGAGAACGUUCAAGUUCAUCCAGAUGGACUUUAGUUUUCCGGAAGCUGUCGUGUUGGGUGGAUCAGAUUUGUGUAGUUCUGUUUGCUCUUGAGUGUAUCAAAAACUAGAGAUGUCGUGGUUAAAUGGAAAACAGGGCAACAGUUCUACUCACUUUCAAAGGGUUGUUGUUUUGCUGUUAGUAACUAUCGUUGCAGUUACUCUAGCAUGUAAUGGGGGCUACAAAAUCAAACUCAAAAAGUUACAAAACUGUGCCGGCCCGAAUGCUGUGAUCACAGCAAAUGAGAACUACACCGUAGUUCUCACCAAAAACUGCGAAAUCAAAGCCCGGGGUUGUGGCAACAUAAAGGCGUUCAAGACCGCCGUUGCUAAGAUAACGGUGAAGAAGAGUGGCAUGCAGAUGUUCCAAGGAACAAUCAACAUCUGUGAAAAGUUGGCCGCUGCGAGUAGUAACUCCACCAUUGGUCCUAUUCUGAGAACAUUCAAUAUACCCGAGAAGUGUCCCGUGGAAGCGGGGACUCUAUGUGUGGAACCAACGCAAGGGAUGAGCAUCGAACCCUACAAGCAGUUCCUUUCGCUGGCACGUGGAUCGAUUGACGUAGAAACGGAGAUUCAACACGAUACGGGAAAAAGCUGCUUUAAGGUGCAGGUCGAUAUUACGAAGUGAAGUGCAACAUGCGCAAAUGGAUUCAGUUACAAUUAUAACUAGCUAAGUGUGACUAAUUGUCAUUAAUAAACACGGUGUUACCUCACUGGCGGCGUUAGGGGAUUCA